This is a messenger RNA of Morchella importuna, 936 nucleotides long. RefSeq lists its product as uncharacterized. The record is from RefSeq and is a predicted model, not a curated record. Lineage: Eukaryota; Fungi; Ascomycota; Pezizomycetes; Pezizales; Morchellaceae. Gene Ontology annotation, biological process: iron-sulfur cluster assembly. Gene Ontology annotation, cellular component: cytoplasm. The transcript is spliced from 2 exons. Gene Ontology annotation, molecular function: iron-sulfur cluster binding. The coding region runs from base 1 to 936 and encodes 311 amino acids.
AUGUCACCACCAGCAGUCCUCGUCGACACCUCCUCCUCCGACUUCUCCCUCCCCGCCCCCACCCCCACGGGUCGAACACUCCUCCUCUGCCCGCCGUCCAUCUCCUCGACCCCCGCGCUCCUCGAGUCCGCCCUCUCCGCGCUCCCGCGCGACACCACAGACGUCCAAAUGCUCGACCGCCUCGCCCUCGGCCUCGUGUCCCUCCCCCCAACAACCUACACCACCGUGCUCCUCCUCUCCACGCCCGCCACCGCAACACCCGAGCCCUCCGCCCCAGUACUAGAAAAGGUCUUUGCCUCCAUGGCACCCGGUGCCAAAUGGCGGUCUCAGAACAACACCCCCGUCAGCGCCGACAAGCUCGCCCUCCUCAUGGCCGGCUUCAUAGUGGCGGACGACGGGUCCCUCGUAAAGCCAGACACAAGAAGCGUCCCAUUGAAGCUACGACGAAAGGCCGACGGCCCCGCGACGGUGGUGCCAAAGCCAGUGGCAGCGGCGCCGAGCGGCGUCGGGUUCAUUGAUUUUGGCGAUGACCUGGAUGACGACGACGAGCUGAUUGACGAGGCGACGCUCCUUGACGGCGAUGACCUGGCGGCGCCGAUUCAGCAACCGGCCGAGUGUCGUCCCAAGCCCGGGAAGCGUAGGCGCGCGUGCAAAGACUGCACAUGCGGGCUCAAGGAGAAGCUCGAGGAGGAGGACGCCACGCAGCGCUCGGCGGCCGACAAGGCGCUUGCGGCGGCAAAGGAGAAGGCCGCGGCGGGGAUCAAGCUGAAUGCGGACGACCUGGCGGAGAUCGACUUUACGGUUGAGGGCAAGGCGAGCUCGUGCGGGAGCUGUUACCUUGGCGAUGCGUUCAGGUGCGCGGGGUGCCCGUAUAUCGGGCUGCCGGCGUUUAAGCCUGGUGAGGCGAUCGUGCUGGAGACUGAUGAUCAGUUGUAA